Molecule: messenger RNA, 924 nt
Organism: Aspergillus tubingensis
Lineage: Eukaryota; Fungi; Ascomycota; Eurotiomycetes; Eurotiales; Aspergillaceae
Exons: 3
Coding region: 1-924 (307 amino acids)
Source: RefSeq, a predicted model, not a curated record
AUGAGAAUCGCACGGCCUUCUUUCAACCCCGGGAGGACGAAAAACCUCAUCCAUGGGUUCCAGGGGUUCAUCAUCUUCCUGGCGUGGGCCCUAACCAUCGCUGUUUUCACAAAGGGAGGCGGUAUUGAUGGGCGUUCCGCCUGGUACUUUGCUUUGUGCUGGUUCAGUAUUCCCGGUCUGAUCUACCUCGUGGCCGUGCCCAUGUGGCCGCGCGCACGCCGCUUCGGAAACGUUUAUGCCUUCGCAACCGUCGACUGCCUGUACGCCAUUCUGUGGUUCUCUGCCUGGGUUUGUGUGGCUAGCUAUGUGGCGGAGGGUAAGAGUAAGGGAAGUUCGGACUCUAGUUCCGACUCUAGCUCCAGCUCCAGCAGCAGUAGCUCGAGUUCGUCGAGCAGAAGGGAUACUAGCAGCAGCAGCAGCAAAAGCGGAUGCGAUAACUGGGCCUACGGAAGCGCAAGUAAAUGCAAGGUCAGCACAGCUACUGUGAUUCUGGGCGUUGUUGUCUUCCUGCUCUUCUGCGUCACUGCCUUCAUGUCCUUCCGCAAUGUCUCGCAUUUCCGCCGCACCGGAACCUUGCCCGACGCCGUCUCCGAUCCCACCUUUGCCGCGCAGACAAAGGCCGCCUUUUCCUCGAACCCUGCCCAUGAUUUCGAGGAGGAAGAAGACGACUUCCGCUCCCGUGCUGGUAUCGGUUCUUCUGUCCGUGGCGACCGAGACGAGGACUACGCUCUGCUGCAGCAGAGCGAGGUGGACGAGUUUGGAAACUCGCAUGCAGCACGCUCGGCGCUGUCGGGCACAUACGACCCGACGGUCUCUAGUGGAAGCGUGCUCCACGACUACAACACCAGCUAUGGCGGUGCACACGGCCAACAUUACGGAGGAGCGUCCGAAUUCGGAUCCAGUGUUAGCGGCUAUGGACGCUGA